UUCAGCCCCUCACGGGGGGCCUGGAAUGAGGAGUCCUGGCCAGCUCCGGGGUUCUCAGCCCCUCACAAGGGCCCUUGGCUGAGGGGACCCAACCUGCCCUGGGGUGCCGAACUCCUCGUGGGGCUCCUCUGCUGAGGGAUGCCGGGGUGCUCAGUUCCUCUUGGGAGCCCUGGAUUGAGGAGUCCUGGCUGCGUUUGCGGUGCUCAGCCCCUCACAAAGGCCUGGGACUGGGGGGCUCCAGCAGGCCCCAGGAUGCUCAGCGGGUCACAGGGUCCUGCACUGAGAGCCCUCAGCCCCUUAUGGGAUCCCUGAGCUAAGUGGUCCCAGCUGGCCCCAGCUGUUGAGUGCCUCAUGGGGAUCCUCAGUUCCUCGGCUGGAGUGUCCCGGGACACUGAGGUGCCGACCUGGGGGUGCUGAUCCCCCCCUGGAUGAGGGGGCUGAUACCCGGCCCCGGGGAGGCUGAGCUCCUCCUGAUCCGCUGCAUCCUGCAUGUCCUGUGUUAUCCAUGUGGGAUGGCUGAGGGGGUUGGGACAGGUCACAGCCCCACAGGGCUGUCCCCGGGCUGGCUGUGUCCCCUUCCCAACAUCCACACUGGGUCCCCAUUGCUGAGCUGCUCCAGGGUGGCUCCAAGGUGUCCCUGCUUGGAUAAGCCAGGCAGGGAUGUGGAAUCAGGUGAGGUUUGUGGGCACCGUGGGGUAUGGUGAGGUAAGAGAGGUUUAGGGAUAAGCAUCCUUCAGGUGUCUGGAAACAAACACAUGUGGGCAAGUGGAUGGCAAAACCACACCUGUGUGAGCUUCACCUCUGUAGAGGUUUUCCCAGUCAUGCAGGGACCAAGGCCAGUGGUUCUGAGUGGCCCAUCAGGUGCAGGGAAAAGCACUUUGUUAAAGAAACUGCUCAAAGAUUAUGAGAACAUCUUCGGUUUCAGCGUCUCCCAUACCACAAGGCAGCCAAGACCUGGAGAAGUGAAUGGCAAAGAUUAUCACUUUGUGACCAGAGAGGAAAUGCAGAAGGAAAUUGAUGCUGGUGAAUUUAUCGAGCACGCGGAAUUCUCUGGGAAUAUGUACGGGACAAGUAAAGGAGCUGUGCAGGCCGUGCAGGCCCAGAACCAGAUCUGUGUCCUCGACAUCGACAUCCAGGGCGUGAAGAACAUCAAGAAGACGGAGCUGAACCCCAUCUACAUCUCGGUGCAGCCGCCGUCCAUUGAGAUCCUGGAGAAACGACUACGGGACCGAAAGACUGAGACAGAGGAGAGUUUACAGAAGCGCUUGACUGCAGCCCGUGUGGACCUGGAGCUCAGUAAAGAGCCUGGGCUGUUCGACCUGGUCAUUAUUAAUGAUGAUUUAGAAAAGGCCUAUUCUGAAUUGAAGGAGGUGCUGCUGGAGGAAAUCAAGAAGACCGAAGAAUCCAGGAAGUCCUGAGCUGACCCUACUUGGCCGUUUCAAUUUUGCACAUCAUUCCCGAAGCACGUCACUGUUUUAUUCCAAAAGACAUUCCCUUUAGGCUGCUCCUUCCCCCAACCUACCUAGGAUGUUUAUAUUAAAAGGAAAGAAAAGGAAA
Cyanistes caeruleus (blue tit) is the source of this 1557-nucleotide messenger RNA. RefSeq names its product guanylate kinase 1 (gene GUK1). Gene Ontology annotation, molecular function: GMP kinase activity. Gene Ontology annotation, cellular component: cytosol. The record is from RefSeq and is a predicted model, not a curated record. Gene Ontology annotation, biological process: purine nucleotide metabolic process. NCBI's taxonomy places the organism in Eukaryota, Metazoa, Chordata, Aves, Passeriformes, Paridae.